This is a messenger RNA of Melopsittacus undulatus (budgerigar), 2209 nucleotides long. It is a transcript of the gene KLHDC1, whose product is annotated as kelch domain containing 1. The record is from RefSeq and is a predicted model, not a curated record. NCBI's taxonomy places the organism in Eukaryota, Metazoa, Chordata, Aves, Psittaciformes, Psittaculidae. Bases 190 to 1404 code for a protein of 404 amino acids. Gene Ontology annotation, molecular function: protein binding. The transcript is spliced from 13 exons.
CGGCCGCUGCGGGACUGAGGGGAGGCCGCCAUAACCCCUGCGCUGAGGGGAGGGUGACGCCCCACACUUUGAACCCUCCUCGCUUCCAGUCCGCCUGAGGGGAGCGACCGGCGGAGAGCCGUAGCCUCUCCCCGAGGAGGUGGUGGACGCCAAAGGGAGCUGCUUCUUCUUCCUCCUCCUCCUCUUAAGAUGGCGGCAGACUCCGUGGAACAGUUCCGCGUGGCCGAGGAGCGGAGCGGCCACUGCGCCGUGGUGGACGGGAACUUUCUCUAUGUGUGGGGGGGAUACGUGUCAAUUGAAGAAAAUGAAGUUUAUUUGCCUAAUGAUGAGCUCUGGAUCUAUGAAAUAGAUAGUGGGUUAUGGACAAUGCACCUAAUGGAAGGAGAGUUACCCACUUCCAUGUCAGGAAGCUGUGGGGCAAGCAUUAAUGGGAAGCUGUACAUAUUUGGUGGAUUUGAUGAUAAAGGAUACAGUAAUCGGCUUUAUUAUGUUAAUUUGCGAACAAAAAAUGGAACCUAUAGGUGGAAAAAAAUUACAAAUUUUAAAGGUCAACCUCCUACACCACGUGACAAGCUUUCCUGCUGGGUGUAUAAGGACAGGCUAAUAUAUUUUGGUGGCUAUGGCUGUAGGAAGCAUAAUGAACUGAGUGAUUGUUUUGAUGUCCAUGAUGCUUUUUGGGAAGGACAGAUAUUCUGGGGAUGGCACAAUGAUGUUCAUGUUUUUGAUACAACCACGCAAACUUGGUCUCAACCAGCAAUUAGAGGUGGAGAUCCACCUCAGCCUCGAGCAGCUCAUACAUGUGCUGUGCUGGGAAAUAAAGGUUACAUCUUCGGAGGACGAGUGCUGCAAACUAGGAUGAAUGAUUUGCACUGCCUGAAUUUAGACACUUGGACUUGGUCUGGAAGAAUUAGUAUCAGUGGAGAGAAACCACAAGAUCGGUCCUGGCACACGUUGACUGCUAUAGGAGAUGACAGACUUUUUCUUUUUGGUGGACUAAGUUCUGAUGAUGUUCCUUUAAGUGAUGGCUGGAUUCACAGCAUUACAACAAAUGGAUGGAAACAACUUACCCAUUUGCCUAAGAGUAGGCCUAGAUUGUGGCAUACAGCCUGCCUUGGAAAGGAAGGAGAAGUGAUGGUGUUUGGUGGAAGCAAAGAUGAUUUGCAUUUCAUGGACACAGGUCACUGCAGUGACUUGUUGAUAUUUCAGACUCAACCUUAUUCGCUUCUCAGGUUGUGUCUUGACUGCAUUGGUAAAAAUGAAGCUCUCCUAAAGAACCAAAUACCAUACUUGCCAUCCAGACUUCUGCAGCAAGUGCGGAAAAAAAUAACCUUCUGGGCUGCAGUUAACCACCGGCAAGAGAAAAAAGCUGAGACUGAGAGACAGAGUCAACUCAGCACCACUUGAACACUGGCAACAAACCUGUUGAACACUUGGGUUAUGGCAUACAGCACGGUCUUUAGUUGAUGAACUUUACUAAAGCUACAGAACAACUGUAUGUUAAGCUGAGUUUCUAAGUGAAGUUUGAGAACAAAGCAAUCCUUUUUAUGGAAAUCUUGUUCAUUUUCUGCAUUAUAGGAACCUGAUAAAACUUCGUUUAUAUAUAUUGUUAACUUCUGCUGUUAUGGUCUUAAUGAGACAGUCCAUACAACUUGUUCUUUUUGAAGGAGACAUGACACAAAAUGUUUUCAGUUGGAUAAAAUAAGGCUUAAGUCUAAAACUUUACAACAGCCUUAUUGCCUCAGCCUUUCUGAAGAGAUAAAGUUCGUUGAACACAGUACUUUUGGAGGAUUCAGUUGUCAGGCUUCAAAAAGGUGACUAAUUUCCUAACACCACUGAAUCGCAUUGUUCAGUUCCACCCAACUCUGUUAUAUGACCAUCCAGUCAAAUGGUGGAGCCAGACAUCUUGCUCCAAGUAGAAAAUCAGUAAGUUUAACUGUGGAACUUGAAGGAAAAGCUGCAACGUUCAGAAUUGCCUGUCACAUAGGAAAGUUUACAUGCAGUUUGUAACACAGUUUUACUCUUUCUGUAAUUGAGUCACUUUUUAAAUAGGUUGUAUAUUGUAUUUUGGAUGUGUAAAGUUUCUAUUUCAUUCUUGUUUAAAAAAUGCUUAUUUAUUGUUUAAAAAGAGCAUAUGUAGUACUUACUAUUUUUGUUUCAACUAUAUAGUUAACAGGAGCACAAUCAUUAAAAUUUUAUAGAGUUGACCCAA